AUGCCACUUAUGAUAUUGCAGGGAUCGUUUAGUGAAGCAAAAGUAGACUCCUUCAACUUGCCUAUAUAUUAUCCACCCAUUAAGGAAUUGGAAGCAUUGAUAGGAGGAAACAGUGGCUUCAGCAUUGAGAGAAUGGAGAUCAUGAAGAACCCAGCUAAACACGUCACAAUGCCUAGCGUUAGACUACGUACCUUAUUCUUGAGAGCUUGCUUCGAGGGACUUUUGGAGAAUCAUUUCGGAAGUAAAAUCAUGGACGAAUUGUUCGAACGUUAUUCCAAGAAAGUUGCAGAAGCCAGCUUUACCAUGAAUCCAGAAAAUGAUAAAUCUAUUUUAAUGUUUGUCCUCCUUAAGCGUAAAGCUUAG
Molecule: messenger RNA, 363 nt
Organism: Ilex paraguariensis (yerba mate)
Lineage: Eukaryota; Viridiplantae; Streptophyta; Magnoliopsida; Aquifoliales; Aquifoliaceae
Source: the annotation of a GenBank genome assembly